Messenger RNA from Brenthis ino (lesser marbled fritillary), 372 nucleotides. NCBI's taxonomy places the organism in Eukaryota, Metazoa, Arthropoda, Insecta, Lepidoptera, Nymphalidae. The record is from the annotation of a GenBank genome assembly.
AUGAGACUAAAUACUAUUUUAUUUACGGCACCCUCAAACAAAAGUGCAAGAAGACCUCAAAGGGAACCAAUACCUUUUCAAAUGCUUCUUCCAUUACGGCUGAAGAAGACAGUAUCUGGUAAGGGGGAUAGAACACGGGAAGCUGCCUGUAUGCAAGAAAUGGCUGUAAUGUUUGCCUGCUUUAAGAAAGCAGAGUUUGAUCAGGAACAAUGCUUGAAAGAAAUAUCGGCUUUUCAAUCCUGUUACAAGAAUUAUAGUGAGCGUGCUGAAAUCCAGCGACAACAAGGCAGGAAGGGUAUAUUAGUUCCAGGCGAGAAAAAUCUUACACACAGACAAGUUAAUCAACUUUUAAAAUCUUUUCCACCUAAGAAG